AUGUCGGACACAUCAGACUUUCGCAAUCCUUCCACACGCUCGCAAGCCCCUCAACACAUCCUUAUCGUGGGUUGUGGCAUAGCAGGACCAGUCCUUGCAAGCCUCCUGCUGUCAUCUCAGACUCCUAUCACCAAACUUCCACACAUCACAAUCCUCGAACGCAAUACUGCCGCUCUUGGCUCCGGCCAGAACAUCGACAUUCGCGGUAUUGGCAAACAUGUCAUCGAGAAACUCGGCUUGACGCAAGGAAUCAAGGAAGCGACUACAGGCGAAGAAGGCGUCAAAAUCGUCGAUGCGAACAAUAGGAUCUGGGCAAAAUAUGCUGCUGACAAGACUGGUGAAGUCGAGACUGGAACUUCUGAUGUUGAGAUCUUGCGUGGCAGGCUUGCGGAGAUUCUCUUGAAGCAAGUUAGGGAAGUGAGCGAGGAUGUUGGGGCGAGAGGUGGGUUUAGAGUCGAAUUCAUCUUUGGGGACAAUAUCGAGAGUCUGGAGCAAGAUGAUGAGAAAGUUUACGUUCGACUUGCGAAAGCAGGAAGUAGAACUUACGAUCUGGUUGUUGGUGCCGACGGACUUCACAGCAAAACACGGAGACUGGCUUGGGGAGCUGAGCAAGAGGGUUGCUUAAGACCUCUGCGCAUGUACGGUGCCUUCUUCAGCACGACAAAGGAAAAAGCGGACGGAGAAUGGAGAUCAUGGUAUCAUGCUCCUGGUGGUGUCAGUGUUAUGCUGCGACCCUCGGGCACAAAAGAGAAAAGUACCGUGCUUGUACUCCUGGCUGAUAAAAAUGACAACAUCGCGAAAGAGAUGGCAGGACAGGGGAGGGAUGUUUCGGCACAGAAGAGGCUAGUGCUGAAAAAAUUGGAAGGCAUAAACUGGCAAGAGAAACGUCUGAAGACGGCUGUCAAGGCAGCAGAUGACUUCUACUUCGACACCACGGCGCAAAUCAAACUGAACAGAUGGAGCAAGGGUAGAGUUGUCUUGCUGGGCGACGCUGGAUACUGCGCAUCUCCCUUCUCAGGCAUGGGAUCGACACUUGCAUUGGCUGGUGCUUACCAUCUCGCUGGCUCUCUCGUCGCACACCCACAAGACCAACGCGACCAUGCAUUUGCGCAAUACGAAGAGUGCAUGAGACCCCUCGUCGUUAAGGCUCAGAAACUGCCUCCUGGAAUGCCGCAUCUGAUUCAUCCCCAGACUGUAUGGGGAGUCUGGUUGCUGAGGAUGUUCUGUGCCAUCGUACAUUGGUCUGGAUUGAUUCAUCUGAUGUCGAGAUUCAGGGGGCCGCCAGCUCAAGUGAAAGAGUUUCAGGAGUAUGAUUUCAAGGUCAAGAAAGAGCAGUGA
This is a messenger RNA of Aureobasidium melanogenum CBS 110374, 1338 nucleotides long. RefSeq names its product 2-polyprenyl-6-methoxyphenol hydroxylase-like oxidoreductase. The record is from RefSeq and is a predicted model, not a curated record. The coding region runs from base 1 to 1338 and encodes 445 amino acids. Lineage: Eukaryota; Fungi; Ascomycota; Dothideomycetes; Dothideales; Saccotheciaceae. Gene Ontology annotation, molecular function: FAD binding. The transcript has 2 exons.